Molecule: messenger RNA, 1230 nt
Organism: Beauveria bassiana ARSEF 2860
Lineage: Eukaryota; Fungi; Ascomycota; Sordariomycetes; Hypocreales; Cordycipitaceae
Product: phosphonoacetate hydrolase
Exons: 2
Coding region: 1-1230 (409 amino acids)
Molecular function (GO): phosphonoacetate hydrolase activity
Source: RefSeq, a predicted model, not a curated record
AUGUCGAAUGCACAGUCUGUUACUCUCCACGGCAGGACAUAUCAACUACCUCGGAAACCAACGGUCAUCAUCUGCAUUGAUGGAUUUGAUCCCGAAUAUCUGGAAGCGGGCCUCGCCGAGGGUAUUUUGCCCAACAUGGCCAAGCUCAUGAGCAAUGGUUUUCACGCCACCGCCACUUGCUCAAUGCCGUCCGUCACAAACGCCAACAAUGUCUCCAUCAUCACCGGCGCCCCCACGGCCGUCCACGGCAUCGCCACCAACUACUUCCUCGACCGGCUCACCGGCAAGGAGACCAUGAUUGUCGACGACGCCCUCGUGCGCGGCUCCACUAUCCUAGCCGAGAUGGCCGCGCAGGGCGUCCGCGUGGCCGCCGUCACGGCCAAGGACAAGCUGCGCAAGAUCCUGCAGCGCGGCCUCCUCGACCGCCCCGACGCCAUCUGCUACUCGACGCAGCUCGCCAGCGACAAAGUGCUGGCCUGGCUGGGCCACCACGAUGCGCGGCCGGAUCAGUACUCGGCGGAGCUGUCCCUCUACGUCCUCGAAGCCGGCGUCAAGCUACUGCGCGAGGACAAGGCCGACUUGCUGUACCUGACGCUGUCAGACUAUGUGCAGCACAAGUACGCGCCGCAUGAGCGCGAGGCGCAGCAGUUUCUGGCGACGAUUGAUGAGAGAAUCGGCGAGUGUCUCCAGCUGGGCGCCGUCGUGGCCGUCACGGGCGACCACGGCAUGAGCGACAAGUCGGACGCCGACGGGAACCCCGUCGUCUUGUAUGUUCAGGACGAGCUUGAAAAGAAAUUCGGCCUGGGUUGCGCACGCGUCAUCUGUCCCAUCGCCGACCCCUUUGUUGUUCACCACGGUGCUCUCGGCGGAUUCGUGCGCGUCUACGUGCCCGAGUCCCACGCGGGGCAUAUUCCCGCCAUGGCCGCGUUCAUCGGCUCGUUUGACAAGGUCGAGGUCUCGCUACUCAAAGAGCAAGCUGCUGCUCGAUUUGAAAUGCCACUGGAUCGAGAGGGCGACUUUGUCAUUGUGGCGAAGGAGAAUGCGGUGCUGGGCGCCAAGGAAGCAGAGCACGACUUGUCGGGUCUCCGGGGCCAUCGGCUGCGCUCGCACGGAGGCUUGUCGGAGCAGAGAAUUCCGCUUCUGCUUUCUGUUCCAGUCACAUACAGGGACGCGAAUACGCGUGCGUGGAAAAAUUACGACAUUUUUGACAUUGCCUUGAACAGUCAGUAG